CCUGGGCUCAGUCGACAAUUGUACCUAAGUGUCGACAGUCAUGAAAGGCUCAUCCCUCCGUUCCAUUUUGACGAUGUCGGCCUUGCUCUAUUUAGUUAGCCCUUCGGUGAUCCAAGCUCGGUUUGUAAAGUCUGCCAACAAGCAAGGCCAAACCUGUGGAUAUAACAGUUGUCCCGUUCCUAGAGAAGACAUGCUCAAUGUCCACCUGGUUGCUCAUUCUCACGAUGACGUUGGCUGGCUGAAAACGCUAGAUGAAUACUUUUACGGCGAAAAGAACAACAUACAGUUGGCCGACGUGCAGAACAUUAUCGAUACCGUGGUCCAAGCCUUGGCUGUCAAUCCCGAGAGAAGGUUCAUUCAAGUGGAAACGGCGUUUUUCUGGCAAUGGUGGAACCUUCAGAACGACACAACCAAGACCUUGGCCCAUCAGUUAGUAGAUGAAGGCCGUCUGGAAUUCAUUGGAGGUGGUUGGUCCAUGAACGACGAGGCUGCCACUCAUUACUCGAGUAUUAUCAGUAAUAUGGCGGCGGGAUUCGACGAGCUGGUCUCGGAAUUUGGAAGUUGUGGAGUGCCAAAGAUUGCUUGGCAAAUUGAUCCCUUUGGCCAUUCCAAGGAACAAGCCAAUCUGUUCGCUCAAAUGGGCUUCGAUGGGCUCUUCUUUGCUCGAAUAGAUUAUCGGGAUCGAGAGGAGCGCAAGGCGAACAAGGAGCUUCACAUGGUUUGGGAAGCUUCACCCAAUGGAAACGCGGAUGAGGGCGGGUCCAUUUUCACCGGGAUUUUCCCUCGUCAUUACAGUGCCCCUAAAGGAUUCUGCUUUGGAGUGGUUGGAUACUGUCGUGAUGAAGGAUUUACUGAAGAAAAUUCCAAUGCCAAGGUUUUACAAUUCUUGGAACAUGUGGAGGAAGCUCGAGUGUUGUUCGAUUCUGAGCACAUCAUGUUCACCAUGGGAGACGACUUCACUUAUCAGGAUGCAGGACCUUUUUUCAACGAAUUGGACACUUUAGUCUCUCUUGUGAACGAGCGAUCUUCAGAGACCGGGGUCCACGUGCUCUAUUCAACGCCAUCUUGCUACUUGAAAGCGCUAAAUGAAGAGCAAGCUGUCUUGCCCACCAAAACGGACGAUUUCUUUCCCUACGCCAGUUCCGUGAACAGUUACUGGACUGGAUAUUUCACUUCAAGACCGACGUUCAAAUUCCAUGAGCGACAAGCCAGUGGUCUACUCCAAUCUGCUCAACAAUUUGUGGCUUUGUCACAAAAUAGCCUGGACCAAGGUCAGAUGAGGGCCCUGAAAAGAGAGGUGGGCGUGGCCCAACAUCAUGACGCCAUAACUGGAACCGCCAAACAACUCGUUGAUUCGGAUUAUCAUACGAGAUUGAGCAAUGCAGAACAUGGUGCCCAAAACAUAAUGGGUCGAGAGUUAUUCAUGGAACUCGGCUUGACCUUGGAUGACCCUUACCAAUUGUUCGUGUGCCCUCAAUUGAAUAUGUCCUCCUGCCACUCAUUGGACAGUGCUGAGCGUUUGGUUUUUGUGGUUUACAAUCCUAAACCAUUCACUUCAAAUGUGAAUGUCCGACUUCCAGUGGGUGAGAGUCAAACAGUGACCAUUCAUGACGAGGAGGGCAAUGAGAUGAAAUUGGAAUUCAUCGAAAUACCUGAAGAAGUGAAGCAAAUUCCUGAACGAUAUGGCUAUGCCAAUUUCGAAUUGUUCUUUGAGGCCGAACGCGUUCCUGCGCUUGGAUAUCGCUCGUUCUUCAUCGAUCAAAAUGGAACGCCAACGAUCGAACAGAAAGUUGCCAUCGGAGAAAAGAUUUCUGCGAAACAAUUGCAGGAUGCUUUACCCGAAAAUUUGGACAUAUCCAUGAAGUACUACAAUUCUAAGAGGGAGGGGGGCGACACUCAAGCCUCAGGGGCUUAUAUUUUCCGACCAGACGAUGAAACCCCAGUUGUCAUGGAUAUCGACCAAAUCGAAGAGUUCAAAUUGGACCAAGUAACGGAAUGGAGAGUCAAGCUAAUCGGAGAUUGGGCAUCGUACAUUAUCAGGAAGUUUACGAAUCGAGAUGAAUACGAGGUCGAGUGGUUAGUUGGACCAAUUCCAAAGGAUACCUUGGACAUGGGUAAAGAAGUCAUCAUGGUGUACACGGAUAAAACUUUGGAGAAUGACGGAGAAUUUUGGACGGAUGCGAAUGGACGUCAAUUCAUGAGGAGGAUUAAAGACGAGAGAUUUUCUUAUGAGUUGACCGAUGGAGACAAGGAACCUGUCAGUUCCAAUUAUUACCCUGUCACUACUGGUAUUUUCAUAAAAAACGCAACCACUUCCCUCUCGGUUAUCAAUGAUCGAGCUCAAGGAGGAUCGAGCCUAAAUCCUGGCCAAAUCGAGCUCAUGGUUCAUCGGCGAUGCUACCGAGAUGACGGAUUUGGGGUGGGCGAGGCUUUGGACGAAUUUUUCGAAGGCAAGCCUUUGGUGGUGAGGGGCAAGCAUGUCGUUAGUAUGGGUCUCAAUGAUCAAGAGACAUCUUGGCGACGUCUUCGAAUGCGGGAGGAGUUCCUUCGACCUGUCUUCCUAUUUAAUCAAUUUGAAGGGACCUUGCAAGACUGGCAAAACCUUGAAGGCCUCAAAACAAAAAGCGCUUUGGUUCAAGAUUUGCCCGAGAACGCCAAUAUCUUAUCUUUGGAACGACACCCUCGAGAGCCAGAUACCCUUGUUAUUAGACUUGAAAACAUUUAUGGACCUGGGGAAGUUCCUAAUGCAGAUCAACCUAUUGUCGUGAACCUGGAGGGAUUGUUUAAAGACAUUCAAGUCAAUGGUGUGGUGGAACUGUCCUUGGGAGCUAAUUUGCCUUUGGAGGAUAGUUCCAGACUUCAUUGGACCACUUCCUCGUUUAAUGCCGAGCAUGAGAGAGUUCAUCCAAUGAGCCGAUCAAUUAUGAAGGAGUCCAGAGUGACCUUGAACUCGAUGGACAUCCGAACCUUUAAAAUAGCGUUUAGUUAUGUUUAAUUGGCGCCAAAUACACAAUGACAUGCAA
This is a messenger RNA of Tigriopus californicus, 3023 nucleotides long. Its product is annotated as lysosomal alpha-mannosidase-like. The transcript has 12 exons. Gene Ontology annotation, molecular function: carbohydrate binding; alpha-mannosidase activity. Lineage: Eukaryota; Metazoa; Arthropoda; Copepoda; Harpacticoida; Harpacticidae. The coding region runs from base 41 to 2995 and encodes 984 amino acids. The record is from RefSeq and is a predicted model, not a curated record. Gene Ontology annotation, cellular component: lysosome. Gene Ontology annotation, biological process: mannose metabolic process.